GGCUGACUGGGGAAAAUGCAAAAUGACAUAUAGCAAAUGUCGGAGCAUAAUUCAUUCACAUUUUCGGCUCAAAUUCGGACUUAAAUCGCACCGCUGGAGCUCCAAUGUAACGAUGGCUCGUUAGGGCUGGUGGCGCAACUGCGAUUUUUUUGAUAUUUUAAUUUAUGAAAAAUCACAUUCACAGACAAAUAUUGCUUUCAACAUGGGGCUGUGCUACAGUUUGCGUCCCCGGCUCUUCGGGGACCUGAGCGGGUCUAUCUCCAACGCUACCUCGGACUCUGACCAGCCUCCGGACGCCGCCGUGCCGACCCGCGCCGGGGGAGCUCGUCAAGAGGACACCGGGGGAUGCGGGGAGACUUCGUCGCUACGCGGCGGCGGUGGCGGCCCGGUGCGCCCCGGGGACCCUGCCAGGCUCCCAGCCGGGGAGCACCGCCGUGGAGACACCGGUACCGACGGUGUGCUCAUACAAAACGGAGGCGGCGGCGGUGGUGGUGGUGGAGGUGGAGGUGGAGGAGGAGGCGGCGGCGGUGGUGGUGGUGGUGGCGGUGGAGGAGGCAGCGGCAAGGGGACAGGGAAGGACCGCGGCCGACGCUUACAGCUGCUGCAAAAGACUAGCACCCAAAAGCAGAAAAACUGGGACAAACUGCUGGUGGAGGAGAAGGAGGCCGAGAAGGAGGCGAAGAAAGUCAGUAAGAAUAUUGACAGGGCGCUGAAGGAGCUGAAACGGGAGUAUAAACAGACGCAUCGGCUGCUGCUGCUCGGUGCGGGAGAGUCCGGAAAAAGCACCAUUGUGAAGCAGAUGAGGAUUCUACACGUCAACGGCUUCAACGCGGAAGAAAAGAAACAGAAAAUCCAAGAUAUUCGGAAAAACGUGAAGGAUGCCAUAGUGACUAUAGUGUCUGCGAUGAGCACUUUAAUACCCCCUGUCCCGCUAGCCAACCCAGAGGACCAAUUCAGAAUCGAAUACAUCAAAAGCAUAGCACCUCUUUCUGACUUUGACUAUUCACAGGAGUUCUUUGAUCAUGCAAAGAAGCUGUGGGAUGAUGAAGGAGUGAAGGCAUGCUUUGAGAGGUCCAAUGAGUACCAGCUCAUCGACUGCGCACAAUAUUUCCUGGACAGAAUUGACUCUGUAAGACAGAGCGACUACACACCAACGGACCAGGACCUGUUACGCUGCCGAGUGUUAACUUCAGGGAUUUUCGAGACGAGGUUCCAAGUAGACAAAGUGAACUUUCACAUGUUUGAUGUUGGGGGCCAGAGAGAUGAAAGGAGAAAAUGGAUCCAGUGCUUUAACGACGUCACUGCUAUCAUCUUCGUGGUGGCCAGCAGCAGCUACAACAUGGUAAUAAGGGAAGACAAUAACACCAACAGGCUACGGGAAGCCCUGGACCUCUUCCGCAGUAUUUGGAACAACAGAUGGUUACGCACUAUAUCGGUCAUAUUAUUCCUGAACAAGCAGGACAUGCUGGCUGAGAAAGUAUUAGCUGGAAAAUCCAAAAUUGAAGACUACUUCCCUGAAUAUGCUCGCUACACCAUACCAAAUGAAGCAACUCCUGAACCUGGCGAAGACCCGAGAGUGACGAGAGCUAAGUUCUUCAUCCGAGACGAGUUUCUUCGGAUCAGCACUGCGAGCGGCGACGGCAGACACUACUGCUACCCCCACUUCACCUGUGCCGUGGACACAGAGAACAUCCGGCGGGUGUUCAACGACUGCCGGGACAUCAUCCAGAGAAUGCACCUGCGGCAGUACGAACUCUUGUGAUGGGAGACCGCCUCCGUCAGCCUUCUGUGUUUUUUCUCCACCAUUCUGCAUCCUUGACAAACCCUUCCUCCUACUCCUGCUCCUCCUCCUCCUCCUCACCCUGAACCUUCACCCUUCUCCUCCCCCAAAGAAACCCUCAACAAGCCCUGACCACCCCUCCUGUCGAGGACUAUGAAGUACUACUGAAGUGUGUCAAAUCCUCUUCCUCUUCUUAACUUCUUAGCUUUUUGUACUUCUUUUUUUUUUUCUUUUUCUCUGAGACCGAUUCAUCCCCAUUUCACCGAUGUAAAAGGAAGGUUGGGGAACAAAGUUGUUGCGUGCCGCUUUUAUUUUUUUUUCUCUUUUACUCCUUCCUUUUGAAUGCCUUGAUUUUUGUCAUUCCACUAAGCCUUGGGCUACCUCCUUUUUUUUUUUUUUUUCGCCCCUUCUUGUCCUUCUGUUUUUUUUGGCUUUGUCAUUGGACCUGGACUGGUGGGUGUGGAUACAUACAAACACACCUACAGGACCUCAGUGUAGAGGCAGCGUGUGUGUUAAUGUGUGUGUGUGUGUAAUGACGAGUAGGAGGAAUGCCAUGUGAGCGAGUGCAUGUGUGUGUGUUUAUGUUUGUGUGUCACCUGCUGGUUAAAGCUGGCAUCACCACCAUGACCUUCGCCCCGUCUCUUUUUGUUUUUUGUUUUUUUUUGCCCCAUCACCCCCUCCGGCCUGAUUCUUCUCUCCACGUGGAAGACGACUGGACGCUGAAGAAACCGGAGAGGACGGAGGGGAACCCGAGCGGAUGAAGAGAUAAAUGCACUUUGCAUCAGGUUCCUUAAUAACUUUUUUUUUUUUUUGGUUGUUGUUGUUGUUGUUGUUUUUUCUCCAGAGGAAGCAUACACACAAUGUAGCAUCACAAUAUUUAUUACCCUGUCACGAUGUUAGCUUGCCGAGCUGCAGAGGGUGGACCGAGCAGCCGAGAGACAUGUGGAGCGAAAGAUUAUACGACGGAAAUACGACGACGACGACAUGAAGGAAAGGGGACUGAGCUCUCUGCACCUUAGCCCUGCUGCCUCCACGGACUCGGACCUGCCUCCUUUUUCCACACAAACCAUCCUUUUAGCUUAGAGAUACUGAUGG
Molecule: messenger RNA, 2875 nt
Organism: Toxotes jaculatrix (banded archerfish)
Lineage: Eukaryota; Metazoa; Chordata; Actinopteri; Toxotidae
Gene: gnal
Product: guanine nucleotide binding protein (G protein), alpha activating activity polypeptide, olfactory type
Exons: 12
Coding region: 203-1762 (519 amino acids)
Biological process (GO): adenylate cyclase-modulating G protein-coupled receptor signaling pathway
Cellular component (GO): heterotrimeric G-protein complex
Molecular function (GO): G protein-coupled receptor binding; GTP binding; G-protein beta/gamma-subunit complex binding
Source: RefSeq, a predicted model, not a curated record